AUGAGCUUUUCACCACCGCCACCACCACCUGUCUUUGUUGGUGAAUACCAUAAUAUUUGGGCUGUGGAAAUGAAGACAUAUCUGCAAGCUCAUAAUUUGUGGAGUGUUGUUCUUGCUGAUAUAGAGCCACUACCUUUGAGAGCUAAUCCGACCAUAGCUCAAAUCAGGCUGCAUAAUGAGGACACUGCCAAAAAGUAUAAGGCUAUGUCAUGUCUUCAAAAUGGAGUUUCAAAUGUUAUUUUUACAAGGAUAAUGGCUUGUGGCUCUCCAAAGCAGGCCUGGGACAGACUCAAGGAAGAGUUUCAAGGGAGCAGAGAGAGCUCAAGUUCGAGCUCAGGUUACAAGGGAAAGAAGCUUUGGCUAGAAAAGAAAGAGAAAGAGAAGAAGGAUGUUGCCAAAAAGAAGUUUCCACCAUGCACUUACUACAAGAAAUCCACUCAUUUGGAAAAAUAUUGCUGGUACAGGCCUGACAUUCAAUGUAUAAGCUGCAAACAACUUGGCCACAUUGAGAAAGUUUGCAAAAACAAGGCAAAAACACAACCACAGCAGCAAAAUCAAGCUAAGGCUGCUGAAGAUAUCCAAGUUCAAGAGGAGGCUUUAGAUAAAGGCAUGUUCAGGGAGCUAGACACCAGCUUUGUGUCCAAAUUCAGAAAUGGAAAUAGUGAGUUCAUCGAGGCCAAAGGCAAGGGCAAGGCUAUGAUUUGCACUCAGUCAGGAAAGACUUGUACAAUCAAAGAUCCUUCUGAUCAAGUGCUGGUGACAGUAGCCAUGCAUAAUAGAUCCUUCAUUUUGGAUGUGAAUCAGUUAGAAGCAAAGGCACAUACAACUUUGAUUGAUGAAUCAUGUUUGUGGCACAAAAGGCUGGGGUAUGAGAACUAUAACUCACUUGGUUUGCUGCACAAGAUGAAUUUAGUUGAAGACAUGUCCAAGAUCGAGCCUGAGAAUGAUGUGUAUGAGGUUUGUCAGCUUGGCAAGCAGACCAGACUGCCUUUUCCUGUCAACAAAGCUUGGAGAGCUCAAAAGAGGCUUCAAGUGGUCCAUACAGACAUUUGUAGACCUAUGAAGACCUCCUCAUUGAAUGGCAGUAGGUACUUUGCUUUGUUUAUAGAUGAUUGCACUAGAUCCUGUUGGGUAAGCUUUCUAAAACAAAAGUCAGAUGUGGCUUACUUCUUUUGCAAGUUCAAGGCAUUGGCUUUGAAUCAAACCAAUUGCAAAUUGAAGACUUUGAGGUCAGACAAUAGGACUGAGUAUGUAUCUCAAAGGUUCCAAAAGAUUUCUGAUGAAGUUGGAAUUCAACAUCAAUUGACCACCAUCUACACACCACAACAGAAUGGUGUUUGUGAGAGGAAGAACAAGACUGUUUUUGAUAUGGCUAGGUGA
Gossypium arboreum is the source of this 1380-nucleotide messenger RNA. RefSeq lists its product as uncharacterized. The coding region runs from base 1 to 1380 and encodes 459 amino acids. The record is from RefSeq and is a predicted model, not a curated record. Gene Ontology annotation, biological process: DNA integration. Gene Ontology annotation, molecular function: nucleic acid binding; zinc ion binding. NCBI's taxonomy places the organism in Eukaryota, Viridiplantae, Streptophyta, Magnoliopsida, Malvales, Malvaceae. The transcript has 4 exons.